Messenger RNA from Microplitis mediator, 1743 nucleotides. Its product is annotated as balbiani ring protein 3-like. NCBI's taxonomy places the organism in Eukaryota, Metazoa, Arthropoda, Insecta, Hymenoptera, Braconidae. The transcript is spliced from 4 exons. Gene Ontology annotation, cellular component: extracellular region. Gene Ontology annotation, molecular function: chitin binding. The record is from RefSeq and is a predicted model, not a curated record. The coding region runs from base 64 to 1743 and encodes 559 amino acids.
GAUAAAAGACCGCGGUAUCAUUAGAAUAAUUCUAAUAGUGUUAAAUAUUUCAAGACCCACAUAAUGCGUCAAUAUUUAAUAAUUUCGGUGAUCGUAAUUUUGAUCACUUUAUCAAAAGUGUCAUCAGAAAUAUCAGAAUGCAUCGGAAAUUGUAAAAAUAGUGAAACUCCGUAUUUGCCACACAAAAUUUGUACGAAAUUUUGCGUCUGCAAUCACGGACGACCUACUGAGAUGUCAUGUCCAGCUGAUCUACAUUUUUCACCGGAAAAUCACGUCUGCAUGAAUCCUUGGGAAGCUGAAUGUCAAGAAGACAGAUCUCUUAUCAAAAACAAUAAUCAGAAUAAGGGUGUAGAUGCGAUCAGUCAAUCGCAAUCAUCUUGUGUUGGGAAAUGCGACAGCUCGAUAAAUUACCUCCCUCAUUUAGACUCCGACAAAUUCUGCUUGUGUUACUCUGGGAAUCCCAUUGUAAUGAAGUGUCAAUCUGGAGCCAAUUUCAUACCGGAAAUGAGCAGUUGCUUGCAACCGAAUGAAGUGAAAGAUCAUCGGGAAGUAAAUUCUGAAAGCUGUAUAGGAACGUGUCCAGCAAAUAUGCAGCCAGAUGUUAUUUAUUUACUUCCCCACAAAAAUUGUAACAAAUAUUGUUUGUGUAUUCAAGGCUAUGAUAGAAUUAUUCACAGCUGCCCUCCUGAGUUAUUAUUUAGUUGGCCAGAAAAAAAAUGCCUCCAACCGGAAAUCGCUCGCUGUGCCGAUUCUGAUUAUAAUGCUACUUAUUUUCAGGGCAGACCAAUAGAAGUAUCAUGUCCCGAAGGUCUCCAUUUUUCGUCGAAAAAGUUUGACUGCAUGGAUCCCACAGACGCUCAAUGUCAAGAAGAAGACUACAGUUCUAGAGGUUGCAUAGGAGAGUGUUUUUGUGAAGAUCCUAACAAAGUUUGUCUACUGGCUCAUGAGAACUGCAAUAAAUUUUGCUUGUGUCGGUGUGCAAAAAAUACCGAAGUACAAAAUUGUCCAGAAGUUUUGAUAUUCGGGUUGACGUGCGCGUCAGCAAUGGAAAGUGUGAGUUUACGAGAGUUUAAUUUAUUUGAUGAAACAAAACCAAUGGAUCCGUCAAAGUGCAUCGGAAAAUGUUCAUGGCCUUCAAGAACUUUUUUUUCAAUGUUACCUCACGAGGAUUGUAACAAAUUUUGCAAAUGCGUUUUCGGCCAUUUGUUUACAAAGAAGUGUCCGAGAAACAAACAUUGGUCAGUUGAGUUACGAAGAUGUGUGUUGCCUAAAUUUGCCAAGUGUGCGGAAAAAAGAAUGGGCUGCAUUGGAAAGUGUCCGGCCGAAAAUUGGCCACAAGCUGUCCACGUUUUGCCCAACGCUGAUUGCCGUAAAUUUUGUAUAUGUGAGAAUGGCAACGCGCAAGUCAAAGAUUGCCCGUAUGGGUUCAAAUACAGUAUCACUCAUGGGAUUUGUUAUCCCCCUAACGAAGCAGUUUGCGUUUCGGAUGCAACUACGACUACUUCUAGUACUCCUUCAUCGAUACCAGACAAUACCCAUCACACGUGCAUCGGCACGUGUUCAAAAAAUCCUGAAGAUUUUGAGUAUCUAGCUCAUGGUGACUGUACUAAAUACUGCAUUUGCAUUGGUGGUAACCCCACAGAAAUGGAAUGCAAUUAUAAUUUCCAUUUUUCAAUGGAUAUUCACGAGUGUGUUACUCCUGCUGAGGCUGAUUGCAAAAGUCGGCUUAUAUUUAGCUAUUAA